AGUUCUUGCCUCUUGAUUGUGCGUAUUCGCCUUCCCGUACUCUCGUCCCCCACAAUGAUUUCUGUAUUGCAGGAGCUGACGAGCAAAUAAUUGAGUGACGGUUAUCUCUGGUAGUGAAGUAGGAUGAAGGUGGACCUGUUGCCGCUGGACGAGAAGGUGUCGAUUGUUUCAUGAUUUGAUUAUACAAAGUGAAAGUACUGACUUAAAGUAGAAAUAACCGCCCACCUCUUGCGUGAGCUGCACUAAAGGUACAAAUUUGUUUUCCAAGAUGAAGAUGUUAUCGCGGGCAGUCAAUAGCUGCCACUGUGGCACUUCUACCUGCCUGGUCGCGAGGCAAGGCUGCAGCUCCCCCUCUUCGGGGGUCAUAUCAAAUGUAAAAAUGUCUGGGUCUGGAAGAUUCCGAGAUUUGUCAUGCAGUUUUUCGAAGCUCCACCAAGUCUGGAAUGCAAGGCCUAGCAUCACAGGCUCUGCAGCCCCUUGGUGAUGCCCAUUAUGCAUGGGAAAUGCCCUCUCAGCAUGGCGAGAAAUGGGGACCUUUUGCAAGUCAUGCAACACAGAUUUUUGUAUGAUCCGCAACACGCAUCACAAGUUGCAUUCUUCCAGACCCAGACAUUUUUACAGUUGAUAGGUCACUACUGGCGCCAAUUCCUGGACGGGUCUAAGUGCCGCAGAACGCCACCUUCCCCGACAAGAACACCAGUUGCGGCGCUAUUCAACGCCAGCUUCCUCCUCGUCCUCCUCCUCGUCACCACCGCAAAAGAUUUUCAUCAAUGACUAUCAAAUGCAAAAGCGUCUGAGUCUGGAAGGUUGGAACUUGUGAUGCUAACUUUGGACUCUAGAAAAAUCUGUAUUGCAUGACCAGCAAGAGGAGUCUGGUUUGUGCUACGCGGGGAGGGCAUUUGUCAUGCGGAGUAGGCGUCAGGAACCCUCUAAAAAUCUGCGACGCUAGGUCGUGCAUUACAGACAUCCUGGGUCAAGCAAAAUAUGCAUGACAAACCUGGAAACAUUCCAGACCCAGACAUUUUUGCAUUUGAUAAUGACGUCCCGUACCCGAUUCCCUACAAGGAUUGCACGGUGAGCCAGGUUAUCAAAUGUAAAAGUGUCUGGGUCUGGAAGAAUGCAACUUGUGAUGCUGCAUUUAGAUUCCAAAAAAAUCUGUAUUGCAUGAGUACCAAAGGGAAUGCAAUUUUUGCUACGCUGAGCAGGCAUUUGUCAUGCGGAAUAGGCAUCAAGAAGCCCUCAAGAAAUCUGUAUUGCUAGGGUAUGCAUCACAGACGUCAUGGCUCAUGCAAAACGUGCAUGACAAGUGUCAGAAUCUUCCAGACCCAGACAUUUUUACAUUUGAUACAGGUUUUCGAAAAGUUCAACGUGCCCAUCCACCUGGACUGCCGGCAGGGCAAAUGCAGGACCUGCGAAAUGGAGGCGGUUAUCAAAUGCAAAUAUGUCUGGGUCUGGACGGUUGAAUCUGUAUUGCAUGUUUCGCAUUCCUAAAAAAUCUGUCUUGCAUAAGCAGCAAAUAAAGCACCGCACUUUCGUCAUGCAAAAGCGCAGUUUGUACUGCGUUCUGCGCGGCAUGAGAAAGCGUUUGACUUAUUUGUCAUGCUGCGCUGCACUUACAGGCACAGUCAAUCAUGACCUUUCAGCAUUACAAGUUUCCAGACCCAGACACUUUUGCAAUCCAUAGCGGUCCUUCGGGGUUCGAAUGCUAGCGGACGGGAGAAAGAUAUCCAAGAAAAAAACAUUGUAGGUGUAACUUUUUUGGAGGAACAGCAUUACAAAUUUGUCUGGCAUGACAGCAAAAACCUGUCAUGCGCAGAUAGUACGUGAAAACGCCUUUUAAUGGACCCGACGAUGCAUCCCUAGCAUGACAGACGCAAUCAUCUUGCAUGCUGCGCAUCACAAAUUUACACUAACAACGUUUUUUUUUGGAUAAAAGAUCCUCCUGACACAGGCACGGUGAAGAUCCUGGCGUGCCAAGAGCCCUGUCAGGACGAGAUGCGGAUCUUUUACACUUUGCCGGACCUUUAUCGCAAGAAAAAACUGUUUCACAUUGAUGAUUUUGCAAGAUCUGCAUCACAAGUUUGUUACACAUGACAAAGAAAACUUGGCAUGCGUGCUUCCCAAGGGAAAACGCAGCUAAAAAUCCAAUGUCUUGCAUGUGUAGCAAGACAAACACAGUUGCGUUCCGUUCUAUGCAUCACAAGCUUACAGUGAAACAGUUUCUUCUCACGAUAACCUUGUGGUCGGGGGGAAUAAAUCUUCUGCGGCUUUAUCUUCCACUGUAAGUAAUGCAGAAAAUAAAGAUGUUAACACCGACGACACGACGUCCCCUCGGGGAACGGAGGGAACACUCGAAACCGAACCUGCCAGCAGCGGAAAUACGAGACUUGUACCUCCGCGAAAGAAUUUGUACAAUCCCUAUGACGCUAUCAACAUCGAUGCGAAAGCGGCCAGGUCGGUGCACACGAUUCGCGACGAGUCCGGGCGUAUGCUCUGCAAAAGUAUCGCAUAUAAAUCGCAGUCAUGCAAGACAAAUACUUCUUCCAAGGUUCGUCAGCAUCACAAAUUAUACGUUUUGUUGUCUCGCCAAAAUUUGUGAUGCGAUUUCUACCAGUGCGAUACCUUUGCAAUGCAUAGGGAGCGUUCUGUCGAAGUACAACAAUGCGGGUGCGAAGACGGCGAGUCGGCGCAAGGCAAAAACGGUGGAGGAGUACAAAAAACUCCGGCUCCAGGUGGAGGAGUACGUGUGGCUUCUGGACGAAGCUAUUGUGAAGAAAAAUUUCCCCUCCCCAUACUGAAAAUAAGGUAUGCUUCUCAAAUAAAUUUGUGAUGCUGAUUUGUGACCACAAAUCCUGUCUCUCUUGCAAGAGGGCAAAGCCAAAGAAUCCGCCGCAUUAUGCAGGCGGUUUGCAAUGCUGUUGCGGCUACAUGGCAGGCCUCUGCUAUGCUAAGCACCUACACCAAAAUACUCCUAGGCAGGCCUAGGCUCUGCCUGCAGUGCCUCACUGCAAGACAGAGCUGAUUUGUGUACACAAAUCCAGCAACAGAAAACCCCGCUUCAAUACGAGGAGGGGGAAUUUUUCACUUUGAUAGAAGCGAUGGGCGAUUUUGACAAGGAAAAGGAGUGUCUGGAGGGCAUGGAGGGCCUGUUCGGCGACGAUGCACUUGGCGAAGUAGAGCAGAAUGGAGAUAGUGCCGCACGGGACAUAAGAAAUCCAAAUCUCACAGUUCUUUACGAUCAGGUUCGGCACGGAUCCCGGGCCAACAUGCUGGAGCAGUUCUACCUCCUCCUCGCCUACAGCUCCUUUAAGGACAUCUCUAUUGUAGCGAAAAAAAGGCACGUGCAGCUGUUGCAGCACUACUAUAAAGACACGAACGGCAUACCCCCCGAGAACUCCUCCAGUCCCAGCCGGGACAUUCAGUUCUGAAAGUGGUUGAAGUGAAAAAAUGAAAAUCCUAGAGGUUUAUUUCCCGAAGCGCGCGCCGGCCAUCGGGUGGGAUAGUACUUAGUGCUUUCUGGUUCAGACUGUGGUGAUGUUGUUCUGAGCGGACUUGCUAGAGAAAGACAUCGUGGUUUUGGUCAGUUGUACCGCCGCAGCGCCAUUGAGAACUACGGUCCCGGGAACUGAUAAACAGCUUACCAAAUGUGAUGUUUUCUCGAUUAUGUUUUUAGGUCACGAAUGCAAGAGGAAAAAUGUUGACCAGGAGGAU
Amoebophrya sp. A120 is the source of this 3711-nucleotide messenger RNA. The record is from the annotation of a GenBank genome assembly. NCBI's taxonomy places the organism in Eukaryota, Dinophyceae, Syndiniales, Amoebophryaceae.